AUGGUGUUCGUGCCUGUUUUCAUGCGGGAAACAGGUGCAUCAUGUGAUCUGUACGCCGAUUCUUUGAAUUCCGCGUGUGAAGGAUUCACGAAAUUUCUCUCGCCGAUUGGCCAUCCACUUCUACCUCAUCUGUGUGGGAAUGCCGGAUUCCCUGCCGUACGCACCGAAAACGCCCUUGACGAUGACACUUGGAAAUCGUGUUACGUUGGAAAACUGACGUCGGUUGCGCAGUUACGGAGUAGAAAUCCUCGUCUGCGUGAGCGGGUAUUUUUGCGGUUCAAGUCGGAGGUUUUAGAAGCAAAUCACGUUGGGUGCGUUCUUGUAAAUUUUGAACUCACCUGUGAACCCCAUCCUAUGCUGAUAGAUGCUCUGAGGGCGUGGCUUGCUCCUGACGCAAUUCCGAGGGUUGCAACGAAUUUCUUGGUAUCUGUGCCUCUUGUAACUUCGUCGAAAGCAAGUUUUGGCUGUGAUGAACCUCGACGUGAUUCUAGUUAUGACAAUCCUUGGCAUUGGUGGCGGAAAUUGCGAGACGGUCUCGGGAAGCAGAUCUUGGCAGCUCAAAGAUUCAGCGUGAUCCUCGUCCUGCCUGAUGUCAUGAGUGUUCCCGAAGUGAUUGUCGAGCGUUGGUGCAGUGAGCCAGUGGCAUUUUUCGCGUUGUCAACAUCGUCGUUUACUUUGAAAGACGGAAGACCGGUUUUAUAUUCUGCCCACAAAGAAUUCGCGAAAGCAUUGCUUGCUUUCGGAGUGUCGGUGGUGAUCUCUGGACCUGUUUUGCCAUUUAUCCGGUUGGGAUCCUACGUGAAUCAUUUGUACGGGAUCAAGGAAUCUUUGUCAGAAUCCUGCAAUGGAGAUGCAUUUGGUGUACGUAGUAGUAUCAACAAUGAUCAUUUGCUGAUUCGAGUGCCGGAGCCUUUCAUUCAUGAUGCAGUCAUUGGAGAUUACCAGCGUUAUGCCGAAGAUUCCUGCAAGUAUUUCAUGUACAGAAAUGCGUUUUGUCGGGCCCUGGGAGUCCUGGGAAGAAGAAGGAAAGAUCUUGGAGUUUCAGGAAAGCUACAAGUGGCUAUCCUGGGAGCAGGCUGCGGAUCUUUGGUUGAGACAGUGUUGAGUGUGUCUGAAGCAUCGGGAAUAGACGUAGUUGUUCACGCUGUUGAAAAGAACCUGAUUCCUUAUUUGUGGUUGGAAAGCAAGGUGACUCAAGCAACCUGGAAGGAUUGUGUUCAUGUUUAUUUCAAAGAUAGUCGGUUCUGGCAACCGCCACAAAAGCUAGACGCCAUUUUUUCGGAUUUCUUGGGUUCCUUUGGUGACGAUCAAUGUAUGACGGAAUGUGUUCGUCCCGUUGAAAAGUACUUGGAAGAGUGGGGACUCGUAAUCCCAUCAUCAGUCACCGCGUUUCUAACGCCAAUCCAGGCGCCGAUGAUGCACGCAUCCAUAACAUCUCAUCUUCAUUGUUGGGAAAUUUCGCAAGGAUUUGAGGGACAGUGUCCGUGGCUUUUCAGUUCCAAGUCAACAUUUGGGGUGUCUUCACCUAGUCCAGUGCACAGGGAAGUUUUCCCGAAAGGAGCGAGUAAGGAUUGGACCAAGCAGAUUGAGUUUACCCCAGUAGCUGAUGCCACCAUACACGGGCUUGAAGGCGGAUUUCAAGCAAUUCUUCUCGAUGGUUCGGGAGAGUUGGGAAAUGUGAAGCACCGCCCGGGAAUGAGUGGGAUGGACACAGUGACUUGGUAUCCCAUGUUUUUCCCGCUUCAGAAUCCGCUUUUGGUUGAACGUGGUGGGAAAAUAACGGUGACGAUGUCGAGGAAGAGUGACGAGAAGCACGUUUGGUACGAGUGGUCGGUAGAGCUGGGUGAUAAACUUGGCUUAUUGUCAUCGGAAGAGCAAAGGAACCGAUUUGUGCACAAUCUCGGUGGACAGUGCUUCAAAAUUUCCUUGCAGAAAUGUCAACAUUACUUGGACCAUUUCGGAACAACUUUGUUUGCCAAGUCACAAAUCGAAAACUUGACCAACGACUUGAUCCCGCCUGGAGGCAAGCUCCUGGGAAAUCCGCAUUCCAAUCAUGCCCCGUCUAGAUUGACGACUGAUCUGAUUGACCAAGCCCGCUUGAGGUAUGGGGAUAGAAUCCUGGAAUUCUUGGAUGCUUCGGCGGAAGAUUACGAUGUUGUUUUCACGUCAGGAGCCACCGGCGCAAUUAAAAUAGUUGCGGAAUCCUUCGACUUUUCCCGAGGCGGAGGUGGCAUUUACUUGUAUACGCAAGAAAAUCAUACCUCUGUGUUCGGUGCGAGAAGACUAGCUUCUCGACGAGGAGCAUCAGUUUACUGCGUCGAUGCGGAUGAGUUGCUCGGAAUCACGCAGACAACGCUUGAAAAAGAAAAACUGGAGCGUGUCGAAGAUGCUGAGAACUUUGGAUUAUUUGCGUAUCCCGCGACCAGUAAUUUUUCCGGCCGGAAAUUUCCCUUGGACUGGUGUAGGAAGUUGCGUGAUCCGGAUGUUUUCGGUGGUGAAGAGCAAUUCAAGAAUGCCGUGGAAUCGUUGUUGGGGCCAAGCAAGGAAGUGAUGCGUGAGGAGAUGAAUAAGGACAACGAAUCCGUUGAAGAGAUCGGAGGACGACGAGUGACGCGAGUUAGUGAGUGGUUCGUGUUGCUCGAUGCCGCGUCACACGUGGGAACGAGUCCGUUGCGGUUGUCUCGGUGUUGCGCGGAUUUCGUUUGUUUGUCGUUUUACAAAGUUUUCGGUUUCCCGACGGGGAUUGGAGCCCUUGUUGUGCGGAAACAGGCUGGCAACAAGGUCCUAUCGGGUGAACGGGACUACUUUGGCGGAGGCACUGUGGCUGUUGCUCUCACCAAGAAGCGGGAUGUUGUUUUGCGAACCGACUUGAGCACAAGGUUUGAAGACGGCACAGUCUCAUUCCUCAGCAUCAUUUCGUUGCUGAGAAGCUUCGACGUUUUAGCGAGAAUAACAGGGAGCAUGAUCCGCAUUCAAGAUCACGUUUUCAGCUUGGUUCAAGCCGCAUUCCUGGGUUUGAAGGAUCUCAAACACGCCAAUGGAGCAAAAGUGACGCGAAUUUACGGAGUGAAGGAAGAAUGUUUCAGCAAAGAAACGCACGGAAGUGCAUUGGCAUUCAAUUUGCUGAGGUCGGAUGGCAGCUUCGUUGGAUUCUCCGAGGCAGCGAAAAUGUUUGAGCUUCACGAUGUUUCCGUGAGGACGGGAUGCUUCUGCAAUCCGGGAGCGUGUCAGAAGUAUUUAAACAUGAGUGACGACCAGGUUUUGGCCAACUACAAGGCGAGUAUCGAAUUUAUCUUGACUAUGUACGAGGGUGCGGGCCACGUUUGCGGAGACGGCUUGGACUUGGUGAACGGACGUCCAACCGGUUGCAUCCGGAUCUCUUUCGGCUACAUGUCUGGGCAUCGAGACGUUUCCGCCUUGCUCAGAGUCAUCGCCGAGUGUUUCGUAGACGGACGCGUUCCGUGUCGAAAAUCGUCGACGUUCGCGGAAGGCGUCGCGACGAGCAGCAGCAGCAGUAGUCGAGAUUGUUUCAUCGUGACGGACUUGCGGGUGUACCCGGUCAAGUCGUGUGCCGCGUUCUACGUGCCCCAGGGUUGGGACGUGGUGGACACUGGACUGGCCUACGACCGGACGUGGAUGGUGGCGGAUGCGAGGGGCGUGGCGUUGGCGCAGAAGCGGGAGCCGAGGUUGUGCUUGAUCAAGCCGAGGAUCGACCUGGCUGCGGGUCGUCUCUGGCUCUGUGCGGAAGGGAUGCCGGACAUUUCGACUGCGUUGGAGCCCGACGAUACAGUCUCCAUCAGAGUUGCCUCGAAUAACGGACCCAUCUGUCAAUCGAAGGUCUGUGGAGACCGAGUCCGAGUGUUGGACUGCGGAGACGAACUGUCUGCUUGGCUCAAAGAUGCUUUGUAUCGCAAUGAUUUCCCGCGAUUGCUGAGAAUCGAUCCUCACUUCAAACGGCGACAGGAAAUCAAUUCCAACGGUACUUUGACGUUGACGAACGAAGCCCAGUUCCUGAUCGUUUCCACUGGAAGUGUUCGGGACCUGAUGGGAAAGCUGACGUUGGGUGAUGACCAGGAUGACGAAUCGGAAGGACAUUCGUUGUUUGAUGAAGAAGAACUUUUGGACAGGUUUCGACCGAAUAUCGUCAUUGAAUGCGAAGAGCCGUACGUCGAGGACGUGACCAAAGAAUUCAUUUUCGACUCUGGUUUAACUUUGAAGGCGAGUGAAAAUGUGGGACAGUGCAGCCGGUGUCAGAUGAUUUGCAUCGACCAGAGAACAGGUGCGAAGGCGAGUGAGCCAUUGACGACUCUGGCUGCGACCCGGGGUCCGAAAAUACCUUUUGGUGUUCACUGUUGCCUGAUGCAGAUUGACGGUCAACCCAAACAACGCAUUUCCGUGAAUUCAACCGUCAAGUUUGUCCAUGGAUGAAGGGAGGCUAAUUAUUGUGAUGAUGAGGUACUCCAUUCCAAUGAUUUAUUUCUGUAUGUUCUUGGUCGUCUUCUUAUUGUGCGAAUCAACGCGUACAAUCAUGUGUCUAUAUGUGCAGUACUGUAACCUGUACCGUCCGUGCAUUUUCCUGGGAUUGAUGGUGCUUUGCGAAUUUAUCGCGUUUUGAAAACCCCCGGUUU
Molecule: messenger RNA, 4628 nt
Organism: Notodromas monacha
Lineage: Eukaryota; Metazoa; Arthropoda; Ostracoda; Podocopida; Cyprididae
Source: the annotation of a GenBank genome assembly